This is a messenger RNA of Zophobas morio, 1448 nucleotides long. Its product is annotated as serine/threonine-protein kinase PAK 1-like. Gene Ontology annotation, molecular function: protein serine/threonine kinase activity; ATP binding. Gene Ontology annotation, cellular component: cytoplasm. The record is from RefSeq and is a predicted model, not a curated record. The coding region runs from base 18 to 1379 and encodes 453 amino acids. NCBI's taxonomy places the organism in Eukaryota, Metazoa, Arthropoda, Insecta, Coleoptera, Tenebrionidae. Gene Ontology annotation, biological process: protein phosphorylation; regulation of MAPK cascade; intracellular signal transduction. The transcript is spliced from 14 exons.
UUAAUAUUUUAUUAAAAAUGGCCAAAAAACUCUUUUCAAGAGAGAAGAAAGUUUUAAUUUCUUCUCCAAUUGGAUUUAAACAUAACGUUCAUGUUGGUUAUAAUCCCGAAACUGGUGAGUUUUAUGGAUUUCCUUCUGAAUGGAAAAGUGCUUUGGAUAAUAGUAUUCCCAAAGAAGAGCAGAGAAAAAAUCCUGAAACUGUAAUUAAAGUUGUGGAUUUUUUUCAUAAUCCAGAAAGCGGGCCUAAAUUUAUGGAUGUCGCUUCGAGCGAAGAACAAGAUGACUAUAAAACAGAAACAGAAGCGCCUUUAAAGAAAAAAAAAGGACCACCAGAAAUCACUGCCCGUCCGUUAAGUACAUAUACAGCCGCAACGCGUGACCUUUCCGGAAUAAGAAUUGAAGAAAAUAAAGCAGCCCUCGGCCUUAAAAAACCACCGCCACCCAAAAUACCCGCAUCUCCUCUGAAAAAAAGAACAAAAUCGCUUUCGGAUGAUGAAGUUCUAGCGCGUUUAAGAUCAUUGGUUAGCGAAAAUGAUCCGCGUGAGUGUUACGGAAGCUUCGUUAAGAUUGGUCAAGGCGCCAGCGGCUCGGUUUUUACGGCAACGGACUUAAGAAAUGGCUCGAUUGUUGCCAUUAAGCAAAUGAAUCUUCCACAGCAGCCAAAAAAAGAACUUAUUGUUGAUGAACUCUUGGUUAUGCGAGAAAAUAGACAUCCAAAUAUCGUUAAUUACAUCGAUUCGUAUUUGGUGGAUGAGGAUUUGUGGGUGGUGAUGGAAUAUUUAGGAGGCGGCUCUUUAACGUCCGUAGUAACAACCAGUGAAAUGUCAGAGGCGCAAAUUGCUGCCGUUUGCCGAGAGUGCUUGCAAGCACUAAAAUUCUUGCAUGCCCAACAAGUCAUUCACAGAGACAUCAAAUCAGACAACGUUUUGUUGGGGAUUGAUGGAAGCGUGAAAUUAACGGAUUUUGGGUUCUGCGCUCAACUAAUCAGCGACGAUCAGAAAAGACGUACAAUGGUGGGCACGCCCUAUUGGAUGGCGCCUGAAGUUGUCACGCGGAAGGCGUAUGGCCCAAAAGUCGAUGUUUGGAGUUUAGGCAUAAUGGCAAUCGAAAUGCUUGAAGGCGAGCCUCCUUAUUUAAACGAGAAUCCGCUUCGCGCGCUUUACUUAAUAGCAACUAUGGGGACGCCAAAGCUGAAGGAGCCAACCAGCGUCUCUCCCCGCUUCAAAGAUUUUCUUGAAAAGUCGCUGGACACCAACCACGAGUCUCGUUACACUGCUUCGCAGCUAUUGGCUCAUCCCUUUUUAAAGGAGGCUUGUCCUCUUAUUUCCUUGGUACCAUUAAUCGAGUAUGCCCUCAAGGUGGAAGCAGAAUAUGCUUAAAAGAUUUGGUCUAUUUGCUGAUUUAUAAUCUCGAGGCUCGCAUUUAUUAUUAUUACUGCCUAUAAAGUU